This is a messenger RNA of Corythoichthys intestinalis (scribbled pipefish), 2726 nucleotides long. RefSeq names its product kelch-like family member 6 (gene klhl6). The record is from RefSeq and is a predicted model, not a curated record. Gene Ontology annotation, molecular function: protein binding. NCBI's taxonomy places the organism in Eukaryota, Metazoa, Chordata, Actinopteri, Syngnathiformes, Syngnathidae. Bases 9 to 1811 code for a protein of 600 amino acids. The transcript has 7 exons.
CCACAAAGAUGAGCGACUCACUAGAGAGGACAACUGAUUGCCCCACUACCCUCGCUGGGGAGGACUCGAGCGGCACCGAGUACCGCUGGGAAGACGGAGGCCUGCCCCUGGCGUUGCAGAGAGGCAUGGAAGACUUGCGGGUCAACCUCCAGCUGACCGACGUGCUCGUGUGUGUCCAAGGACAGGACUUCCCUUGCCACAGGGCCGUCCUUGCUGCGGCCAGUCAAUACUUUAGAGCCAUGUUCUGCAGCGGACUGAAGGAAAGUCAUGAGAAAUUGGUGGAAAUAAAAGGCCUGGACAGCGAGGCAAUGCAGACGCUCCUUCAAUAUACUUACACCAGCCAGGCCGUCCUGACUCACGCUAAUGUACACAAAGUACUGGAAGCAGCCAGUCAAUUCCAGUUCCCCCGUGUGGUAGACGCAUGCGUCGGCUACCUGACCAGAUCCCUUCAACCCGAUACUUGCAUUGGCAUCCUUAACUUGGCAGAUCGACACGUCCUUCCUGCCCUGAAGAGCAAGGCCGUGGAGUACAUUGCGUCCCAGUUCUCCCAAGUGGUCCGACAUCAAGACUUCCUGGAAGUGUCGGCCGAGUCACUGGAGACCAUACUGCAGCGGGACGAUUUGGACACGAGGUACGAGGAGUUUGUUUUCGAGGCACUCAUGCGGUGGUUGAGAGCGGAGGUAGACGAACGCCGCUGCUAUCUGGCCGGGUUGCUAGCACACAUACGGCUGCCGUUGUUGGAACCAGCAUACUUUGUGGAAAAAGUGGAGGGUGAUGAACUGAUCCGUGGAUGCAGCGAGAGCUUUCCACUGCUGCAGGAGGUCCGCAGCUUUCACCUCUCCGGAAAGGAGGUAGUGUCCAAGCGAACCAAGCCGCGCCUACGCCACUUCCUAUCAGAGGUGUUCCUCAUCAUCGGAGGCUGCACCAAAGAUGAUGGCUUCAUUUCCACCGUCACCUGUUUGGACCCGCUCAGACGUAGCAGGUUGGAAGUUGCUCGGCUACCUGGCACCGGCAUGGAGGAGGAGGCCCAGAAAAGAAAAUGGGUGGAGUUUGCUUGCGCCACUUUUCGCAAUGAGCUGUAUAUAUCUGGAGGUAAAGAGACCCAGAGAGAUGUUUGGAAAUACAACGGAGCUCUUGACAAGUGGAUACGGAUCGAGCCUCUGAUAACAGGCCGCUGGCGGCAUAAGAUGGCCAUCCAAGGUGGGAGGGUGUACGCACUGGGAGGGUUCGAUGGCGUGCGUCGGCUCGAUUCCGUAGAGGCUUACGACCCUUUUCACAACCGCUGGACGCAGGUGGCACCACUCGCCAUGGGCGUGAGCUCCUUUGCUGCUGCGAGCUUUGACAAAUGGAUUUACGUGAUUGGCGGAGGUCCGGAUGGGAAGCUGGCGACCGAUUUAGUUCAAUGCUGGGAACCCGGGACGGAUUUUUGGGAGCUGCGUGCGCCGAUUCCAAUCGAAACCAAAUGCAUCAAUGCUGUCUGCUUCAAGAACUGCAUAUAUGUAGUUGGUGGCGCCAUGCACACCUUGUAUUGCUACUCUCCUCUGUCAGACUCGUGGUCUGAGGUGACCCGUCUAGGAGAAAGAGCAAGCUGUGCCAUCGCCGCCUGCAGCAACAAACUCUUCAUCACAGGAGGGCGUGAUAACAAGAAUCACGUCAUCUCUGAGGUUAUGUGUUGGGAUGUAGAGAAAGGUGAACUGACAGAGGAAUGCGCCCUACCCAUGGGUGUCUCACACCAUGGCACUGUAACAUUGUUGAAGUCGUACAUGCACAAGCACAGAGCGGUACCUGCGUCUGACUGCCAAACCAUUUGAAAAGAAUGCUUCCGUGUGCCUGCUGACAGGCUAAAUAAUGCAGAUUUAAACAGACUCACUAGCCAAGGAGUAGUCUUUCACUAUCUCAAAAUGUACAAAAAUCUUAUAGCGUCAAUAGAACGCAAUGUAAUGUAAUGUUUUAUUUUUUUCACAUCGUGGUUCAAUAAAAUGAUGGAUCGAAUUGAGCUAUACAAUAUUUCACCUAGCACUAGUUCAAAAGUGGAUGGCAGAAUUGCUGAUCUGAAAUCUUGACUCAUGGGUGAUUGCCAGGCCCGGAGUGACUAAUCGGGAGCUUCUGGACGAUUCCAGAAGGGCCGGCCGGCCAGAUGGGCCGGUCCGCGUUUUAUUUAAAAAAAAAAAAAAAAAUUACACUGUUAUCAUUUUUUGUUUGGUAUUUAUUUAUGACAGUGUCACUGAGUAUAACUUACAUUCUGUUACCGCUGUCCCUGUGGGCCGUCUUGAAAAAAAAAAAAACAGUAUUAUUUUUUUUUUCCAGACUCAUCCUCACGUGUGCAGACGAAAAAUACAGCAUGCAGCUCCGCCCCCUAAUUGUAGUCUGUAUUGAGCCAAAUUAGCUGCUAUCUCGGUGCUCGGAUGGAUAAAAAGAGCAAGGGUGGCGCUGAAAAAUAAGAAUUAAAAAGAGAAAAGCACUCGUGAAAGAAUCGGCAAAAUGCGCGAAAAUAGCUAAUUUUUUUCAUGCAACGACCUUGCUGCCUCAAACUACAGAGGAUUACAACGAAAGUGGUAAGGCCAGAUGGCGAAUAAAAUGCAACCUGCACCGUGUGAUACGACAAUAUGUAAUUGUGGAAACUUUGGCUUCUUGUAGCACCUCACAAGGGAUAUGUAGCAGCAAGCAUUAGCCAUAAUGAACACACCACAGGUGCAGAGCUGGAAGGUAGGAUUGCCAUGUCGUUC